GGUACGACAGGUAGUUGCACACACAGUGCAAAAGUGGAAUCAGGAGCAUAUUAGUUAGUCUUCAGGCUUCAGUCACGAUUUCGGUUAGAUUUCUUUAAUACCAAUAAUUCACCAAACGAACGGAAGGGAACAAGAAAAAGCGGUUUAUUAGAACAGUCUGGGAUGAAAUGAGGCUCAAGUAUGGUGCACUGAGACUUCUGACAGUCAUAUUCUUGGGAACUUUACUUUCUUUUUCCUGGAGGUACACAACAGUCAAAGUGAGAGAUACUGGGGAGGAGGAGGAGGAGGAGGUGCAGUCUCAAUUUCUCGAUCUGAGGAAGAGGCUUCAGACAGCAGAGGCAGUGAAUCAGAGAGUGUCGCAAGAGCUUACCAGUAUUCUUGAAAGCAUCAAACACAUCGUUGCUGAGAAGAGGAACGCCACCCGCAACCAUAGCAAAGAGACCAAUAGAGAGGUCAACGUCACUGAAAACCAUAAAUAUCAUGUAUCGAAUGUCUACUACUACCUGCCUCACCUGACUCAAAGUGAGGACAGCUUGCGUCCAAAUGUGGCCAUUGGACAAGGGAGAACUAAUGUCUCCCUGGUGCUGGGUAUCCCCACUGUGAAGAGGGAGAAGCAGAACUACCUGAUGGACACCUUGAACUCUCUUUUGUACGAGCUGUCCCAGGAGGAGAGGAGGGAUUGUAUAAUCAUUGUCUUCAUUGCCGAGACAGAUAUGCAGUAUGUUAAUAGCUUAGCAGACGAUCUGAAAAAGGGCUUCCCCAGUGAGGUGGAGUCUGGUCUCCUGGAGGUGGUCUCCCCUUCUUCUGGCUUCUACCCAAAUUUCACAGACUUGAAGGAGACAUUUGGGGACACACGAGAAAGAGUAAAGUGGAGAACCAAACAGAACUUGGAUUACAGCUUCCUGAUGCUGUACUCCCAGGACAAAGGAAGGUUUUAUGUUCAGCUUGAAGAUGAUAUUAUAGCAAGGACUGGCUAUUUUCAAACUAUGAAGAAUGUUGCACUACAGAAAACAUCAGUGGAGUGGAUGGUUAUGGAGUUUUCACAACUUGGCUUUAUUGGCAAGAUGUUCAAGACUUAUGACCUUCCUCUGAUUGUGGAGUUUAUUUUGAUGUUCUACAAAGACAAGCCUAUAGACUGGUUGCUGGACCAUAUCCUGUGGGUGAAGGCCUGUCAUCCAGAAAAAGAUGCAAAACACUGCGACAGGCAGAAAAGCAGCUUGAGAAUUCGUUACAAGCCAUCUCAGUUUCAACAUGUGGGCACGCACUCCUCGCUGCCUGGAAAAAUUCAGAACCUGAAAGAUAAGGAUUUUGGUAAACAGGUACUGCACAGGGCCCACGCCAACCCACCUGCUGACAUCACCACAAGCCUCACAGCCUAUCAGCACUUCUCAAUCGAGAAAGCCUACCAUGGGGAGGAUUUCUUCUGGGCUCUCACACCUGUUUCCGGGGACCACAUCACGUUCUCUUUACACCAGCCUGUAACAGUAAAAAGAUACCUCUUUCGAAGUGGAAAUAUAGAACACCCAGGAGACAAAUUGUUCAAUACAAGUGUGGAAGUGCAGCCAGCGAAUAAAUCAGUGCUGGAGAACAUGAAUGAAGGAAUGCGGGCCAAAUAUGGAAAAACCAAAGAUGGCUAUGUAAGAAUAGGUACCUUCGUGAAUGGAGUGGCUGAAGGUGAGGUCCCUCCUUUUAUGAAGAAAAUCACUGCCGUUCGCUUGUUCGUCCACUCCAGUUCCCCUGUCUGGGUGCUUCUGAGUGAGAUAUUCAUCAAGACAGAAUUGUGAGAACGGGACAUAGUGUAAGAAAAAUACAGCUUCUGGAGUACCUUUGGUGUAACACCUAAUUCAAAGAAGAAACUCUUACAGCAACGCCGCCAUCUAGUGGCAAAGCACUUGAGAAGCAUUGUGAAACUGUUGAGCAACACUACAGUCUGCAGCCCAAGACUGAUAAAAAUGAAAAACUGAAGUUCGUGAAGAAUGAAAAUGAAGAAAUGUAGCAGUAUGUAAAAUUCUUUGUUAACUGCCCAACAAUAAAAUGAAAUCAAAAUGUUACAAUAAACAAAACU
Molecule: messenger RNA, 2065 nt
Organism: Polyodon spathula (Mississippi paddlefish)
Lineage: Eukaryota; Metazoa; Chordata; Actinopteri; Acipenseriformes; Polyodontidae
Product: alpha-1,3-mannosyl-glycoprotein 4-beta-N-acetylglucosaminyltransferase B-like
Exons: 15
Coding region: 168-1784 (538 amino acids)
Biological process (GO): protein N-linked glycosylation
Cellular component (GO): endoplasmic reticulum; Golgi stack; endoplasmic reticulum-Golgi intermediate compartment
Molecular function (GO): acetylglucosaminyltransferase activity
Source: RefSeq, a predicted model, not a curated record